Molecule: messenger RNA, 10815 nt
Organism: Adineta ricciae
Lineage: Eukaryota; Metazoa; Rotifera; Eurotatoria; Adinetida; Adinetidae
Source: the annotation of a GenBank genome assembly
AUGAAUCCUCGGAUCGAAAAACUUUGCAUACCUCGUUAUCAGCGUGAUCCGAUUUGGAAGUUCUGGCAGUCAAAUGCUAGAUUAGAGAAAAUUCAUCCACCUGUAUUUUGGAAAUCACUUGAUCAUCACACACAACGAAAAUCUCAUGUUACACAAUCGACUAAAAUCGAUUGUAAAUAUCCAUGUGAAAAUGGAUGUCACUACACAACAUUAACCUACAAAUAUCCUCCGGAGAGACUUUUCAAUGAAAAAGGAUUUCGCAUCUUUAUUGAUUUCGAACAUUUUGGAUUAGGACAUACAACUUGGAAAGAAUCAAUCAAACGAGAACAUCGAUGGAAUAGGAAAAAAAAGCAAUCACUAAACACAAAAAUCGCUCGAGUGAAUGUCACUAGUAGAAGUCAAUCGCUGGAUGAAGAAUAUUUACGACGACAGGAGCUUACACGAUACGUACGAUCGCAUGCUGAGAAAGAAGAUUUGUUUCGAUUAGAUAGAACACCGUAUCCUAAUCGACCGAUUCCAAUGUCACGUCGACCACAGGAUGCUCUUCAUAUCGAUUUUCAUCAAGCAGCUUGCUUCGAAGGAUCAAAAGUCGAAGCUACAUUCAAAACCUUCUUUCACCGGAAGUAUCUCUUGAAACAACAUCUCCGUGAACAUAUAUUGAAAGAUUUUAUCAAAACAGCAUUGAAUACUGAACUAAAGAUCGAAAUUAUUGGCCAUUUUAUUCUACAUCCAAAUGAACUAUCAAAACAUGAGAUUAAAAUGUUCGAUUUAACAUCAACCUUUGGCGAUCUUUAUGAAGGUCAUGUCAUUCGAAUCAAUAAUGAUAAGUUGAUUUUACUACUAGCGUCGGUACACCAUUCGCAUGUCAAAUUUGCACAAGUGGAUACAGAUCCACCAGACAACACGGUUCACACUAGCCAACGAUCAACACUUGAGCAAAUUGUUCUUGAACAUGUUCACGAAUAUUUUCAAACACAUCACGAUUCUUCAAUCGAUGAAAUACGCCGUGUACAGAUCGAAUUAGAAUCAUUAACCGACAAACAUCGCGUGAUUGUUCAUUUACUAACCGAUGAUGAAAAUCUUGAAGAUCUAACAUUCGAAAUCACACAAGAGCAAGAGCCAAGACUUUUCGAUGCUGACUUCCAACAAGAACUUUACUUUUUACAAGGAAUUAACGAAAGACAUAUUCUUCACUCUGUUCAACAUAAACUCGAAGAACUUUUCGCGAAACGAUACUCUCCACAGCAUCAUGAUACAUAUUCACAACUGGCAUCGAACAUGGAACGUGAUACUAUUGAUAGCCUACGGAAAAUGUUUCAUGCAUAUGUCAACAAUUUCUUCUCUGCUUACUCACGAGAAGAAUCUAUGCGAAUUGCGAUUCAAUAUCAUUUUGAUGACCUGUUGGAUAAACUGGAUGCCAAUGGCAGUCAAUCAAUCAGCAGUGAACAGAUGCAAACUAUAAUGGAUGAUAUACGAAUACGUUUGCGUCUUCAAAUAGACCAUCGUCUGAAGGCUGAAGAAACAGCUAAAAUUCUUCUGAUUGGACCACCGAUGAAGAAAGACACUCAUUCUCUAGUAAAAGAAGUCAUGAUACACGAUCAUCAUCGAGAGAUUUUCAUUGCUCGGUCUAAUUCUCAUACUGGUCCGAUUAAAUUGAAAGAUACUCAUCGUCAUGAGAGUGGUGUUAUCGUUCAUGAAGAAAUUGACGGUGGACCGAGCAGUUUCGAUCGAUUACCAAUGAGUACCGAUUCGUUGACAAUUGUCACACGACGACAACAACGAAAACAUCUAGUUGAUGCGCAGCAAGACAGUAGCAUGAUUCUACUUGGCAACAGUUCACAUAGUAAAAUCUCACCAAAAGAAAACCAAGCACAUCCGUCGUUCCCCGUCGCAUGCAAUCAAGAACAAAGAAAAAAGAAGUUGACAUCACAUGAUUUUGAAACAGACAAUCAUAGUUUGGAAACAUUGGAUACAGCUUCAAUAAACACAAAAAGCUACAACACAUCAGCACAAGCCGAAAAAAUGUAUCAACAAAGAAUAAAACGAAGAGCAUCUCGAUCACCCGCUGAAUACGGUAAACACAAAGUAAAACGGAAAAGACAUUCACGUUAUCAACGUACACCAAAAGCCUCAACGAACAUCGGAAAUAUGAGAUGUUCGUUUUUGAAGAACCUAUUCUUAUUACGUGACAAGAGUAAUCAUCAACAGUUGCCACCGUCAGCUGAUACCAAUUUUAAUGCAAUCAAGAAAUAUUCGAUCGCUGACUCAACUGAACGUUUACUGAGUAAGAACUGGUUUAUUUUCGAAACGUCAGUGCUAGAAAUCAAUAUCGGAUGGAAUUCUUCAUCACCGAUAUUUGAUCUCAUUAUACAAAAGAUUGUGUUCGGGUUUAUUAUACUUUUCUAUCGUCUAGUGAGUAACAAACUUAUCUAUGAUGAACUGCCGAUGAUUUCUUCGAUAAACGAAGAAGGUCCUAUUGAUCAUAAAAUCAACGAUAAGUACAGUGAAUAUAAUAAACUCGAGGAAAGUGAAGCAUCAAUAGAGGAAAUAGACAUUCAAAAUGAAGGAUUUCAAGACAAAGAAGAUUUCGAUGACGACGACUUCGAAGACAGUGAACAGUAUUAUGAUGGUGAAGAUUAUCUAUCUUCACUCUAUGGUUCAUUAUCGUCCGUAAUGACGCAAGUGCAUAGAAUGUAUGAAUCGAAGCCGGCUCAGCUUAUAGCAUCAUUAGAUUUAGCUCACAGUUUCAUUAACUUUCUUCAUAUGAAAAAAGAUCGUGCCCAUGAAGUUGCUUCAGCAAUUAUCAAUGCUCGUCAGCAUUUACUUCGCAAUCCACAACAAUACACAACAGCAUCGAAUACUAUGAACUAUGAAGAUGAUGUUUCGGUUGCUGAUGACAGAUCAAUUAGUUCUGGAGUGAUAUCCAUUGAAAAUAGCGACAUAACGUUGAGUGAAGAGGACAGUACUGUAAACGAUGAUGAUGAUAUAUUUACUUCCGACAACAGAAGCAGAAAUUUACACAAUUCUAACUCUCAAUGUAUAAUGAAUCGUAUAUCUACCUAUCUAUCAAACGUUGAUUGGAGAAUAUUCAAUUAUAUUACGAAAACAUUUCUACAAAAUGGUACACCAAUUACUAGUCAUGCUUUAGAAUUUUGUACGGCUUUGCUUCUUGAUCUGAUUGAAGAUAGUGUCUUUCAAACAUAUUUCCAUUUGAAAUGGUGUGUCGAUUACUGUAAUGAUUCGGAGACGAAGCAACAUAUCGAAACUAUUUUUAUCGAAGAAUUUCUGAAAAAGUCGCUUGAAAACUUAUUUCAUCGUCUUCAACUAAUCAAUUCUCAAUUGCUAGAAAACAUCGCUUUGAUGCAUGUUCUAAAGAAAUACACGACAGAGAAUCUACUUCAAGAACUGAACUCCACUGAAUAUCAGCCAUCACCACCCAUCGGUUAUAAUCCGUGCGUUUGGUUUUCUACUAAUAUUCUAAUCAAAACUAUUUGUUUACUGACAAACGAUCUAUUUGAUCAAAUGAGUGAUGAUUAUUUAGCUGAUUAUACAAAAUUCGAAUAUCUAUUAGUAUCCUACUUUCAUAAAAUCGAUAUUAUCCAUGAUCUAGGAGAUUUUAUUGAGAAGAAUGUUUCUCAAGCACUUCCGGAUACCAGAUGUCUUUUACAUGUUAUCGAUUUGAACCAAGCACCAAAAUUCUUUUCUGAUCAUGCAUUCAAACGAUUUCAUCUUGGAAACGAAGAACAACUGAAUGGUAACAUUGAAGCUUUGAAAGAUCUCGUUUUACUUGAUAUUCCGAAACGUAAUAUUAAAUCAGUCGAGAAAUCUUACAUACCACUGAGUGUUAACGAUUUAAUAGAACGUCGACAUCUUCGUGUAUUAAAUCCAUCACCCUGGAUCUUAGCUCAAUAUAAACGACGUUGGAAUGCACAGAAAUCGCCUACUGGUAAAGACAAUGUACAAGAAGAUUCGUAUCAAUUCAAUGAAGAUGACAAAACUGCAAAAAUGAACAAUCUUCCCGUGGAAGUACGAAUGAUGCUAGUCGACAUGAUAAAAAAGUACGGGACUGUCGAAAACAGCGUUGCGACGCAAAGUACACACGAUUACUAUGAUGGAUUAUCGGAAGAAGAUGUUGCUCGACUGGUUCAAGAUGCUGUUGAAGCAGUCGAAAAAUUUGAUCGAGAGAACAAUAUUGGCGAACGAAAAUUACAAAAUAAGAAAACAAUCAAUGAUCGCUUGACUGAAUUUUUCAAAUACAGCGGCCAACGUGGAGUCCGCCUUCUGGAUGAUGUACUAAAAAUUGCCAAACUACGCUCGAAUGAUCCGAAGAAGUACAUACCACUUGCCGUGAGCAUACUAAAAGGUCGCUUGAACCAGCAUGGUUCGUCACAAAAAUCAAAGCAAACAAUUCGUUUUAUACACACGCUAGAAACGCUGCUAACAGCAGCAGACGGUGACCCAGAAAUGAUGACGAGAAUAGUCAGAAAGAAAACGGAAGAAAAGAAAUCUUUGAAAUCCGAAGAAAUACUGUCAACAAAUAUGAUGGAUCAGCAACGGCAAACUAUGCCAAUAAUCAAUGAAACAAUGGAAUCAAAGCAUCUGUUGCAAGAAUCAGUAGACGAUCCUAACAGAGAUCAUUCCGUAGAAAUGGGCCUCAGUAUAGCUCAACUAGUUGUUCUUGCGACUCUACCAGGUCGAAUGCCACUGAAAUUGACAAGUUUUCAACUUGAACAAAUAUGUCUGAAACAAAAUCUAACUAUGGACGCACCUGGUCUAUACCUAGAGAGAUUGAUGAGAACAAUAGAAAUACCAGAACGUUUUCAGUUGACCGAAGAGCAGUUGGUACAAAUUGCAAUCGAAGAUAGCAUUCAAUUUACUGAUGACAAUUUCAACGAAGCAUCAUAUGAGAAUAUUCUCUUGACGGAGAAUCAAAUUCAGUGUUUGAUCUAUCAAAAUGACCUGGUAAAUACAUCAACAAAUAGAGAGUUACGAUUACCACUCGUGUUAAAUCUUCACCAAUUGAUUGAAUUAUGCAGCCUACAGAAAAUCGAACUAGAUCUUAAACAUAAACCGUUUUUACCAACGUUAUCACCAGUAUCACUCAAUGAUCCAAAAUUAAAAUUCUGUCUCUCACCAGUGCAAUUGACACAUUUAAUCAAUAAGAAUCAUUUGAAUAUGGAACAGUUAUCAAUCAUAGAACGAAAUAUGAAGAAAGAACAGCAGACGCAAUCUCGACAGUUUCGUUUGAAUGAACCACAACUAGCCUAUUUAUUUCACAAUCGUCGUGUUAGUCAGAAUCGGACAACUGAUGGACUUUCCGCCAGUCAGUUCAUAGCCUUGUACUUAUUGAACCAAUCUUCUCUGACACUUAUGCAUCAGCAAAUCGAACAAUUAGCUCGAAUGCAAAACAUGUCAUUGGAUCAUCUUCGAACAUUGUCGCCGUCUGAAAAACUUCUACAAUUGUCGUAUUAUCAAUUACUGCAAAUUACAUUAGAAAAUCAAAUAACUCCAACACAAAUUCUAUCACAUCAAAAUAUCGAAAAAACAAAGGUAUUAACUAUUGCACAACUUUGUAGUUUAAUUAGUCAACACGAUCAACUGAUAUCAUUGCAAAACGUCAUCAAUCACACUCUACCACGUAUUUAUUUGAAUGCUCAUCAAGUGUUCUCUCUUAUUCAGCAAGCUAAUAUCUCGCUUGAUCAGUUAACGAUCUGCUCAACGGACCUUAGUGAUACGACAGAUUUGCGUUUCGAGCCAGAACAACUUGUUACAUUAUGGCAGGGCAGUAACAUUUCAUUCGAUGAACUUGAAUACACCGAAUCUUUGUCCGAUAUACGUUCUCAAUUUAUUCUCACUGAUGAACAAUUCAGUAUUCUGCUUAGUUCAACUACUACACUUCGUCUAUCCGCUGAAGUGAAUGAGUCUGUUAGCAACAUACCCGCUGUGCGAAAUCGGCUAUCUAUUUCAUUUCAUAAUGAACUAGCAACAAUGUAUGCACGACUGCAAUCAAGCUUAGAAGCUCAAACUGCUGCAGUGAAGGUUGUGUCAGAUUCAUUAGUAAAGCACAACCAGCUUGAGAAUAUACUCAAUCUUAUUAAUGAAGUUAGUUUACGUUCCAUCGAUAGUAUAUCAACUAAAACAGAAACUAUUCCGUCGUUUAUACUUGAUCUACUCAAACUGAAUACGGUAACAGAAGAUACAUACCAAACAAUCAAGCACGAGGCAACGGCUGCAGAUACAGUUGAUGAUUCAAAUAAAGCGAUUAUUGAAAGUAUACAAGUACACCAACUCACGCUUCCGCAAAUUCAGAAACUCCAAAGGCAUCUACUUACACCAAAAUUGAUUGAUGCAUUACGCUUUGGUCACCUCUCCGAACGUAUUCUUGAUGCAUAUAAAAGUCAAUCUCCACUACAAAUGAUUAAAAACGUUCAAACGAUAGCAGGACAACUGAAGACUUUAUCUUAUUACCGAGCACCAUCGAUUUCACAACUCGAUAGUUCCCUAAGAUCCAUCGAACGCCAGGCUACAAGUGAGAAUACUAUUUCAAAUGGCAAUGUGCAACCGGAAAGCAAUGUUACGGUAGAUCAAACUAAACAGUCAGAUCCAAUAGCUCUUUAUCCUGAAUCAAUAGUAGAUCGACAACAGAUUUUACAGGAGCUCAGCGAGCGUCUCAAGACUCAGUUACUGGAGCUCAAGAAAGAAUAUGGAUUAGAGCCUACAAAAGGCAACUCGUCAAUAUGUGAUAUUAUUAAUGAACUUCAAACCAAACCAGUAGCAGAAGAUAUCAAACGCUUACUUGGUCGACCAAUUGAUGAAGUCGAUGUGCUUAACGUUUUCAACGGGCAUUCGAACAACUUAUUUGAUCAAUCAUUCGCAGACAUUAAUAAGACAAAACAAUUGAUCGAAGACAAUAUACAACAUAGACUCAGUAGAAUCAAUGAACGGAUUCAAAUGUUACAUCUUUGGCAACAGCAUAUCGAAAAUAAUAGAUUGAAUCGUCCAAUGAAUUUAGAAGAAUAUACAGCUAUUGUCUUCGAAAACAUCCCACAAUUUGAGCAGCUGACAAACCUUCAGUUAACAGUGAAUGACUUCCGCGUCAUAUUCAUGAAUCGUUUCGCAUCGCUCGAGCGCGUGAUGGCUCGUCCUCUAACUGAACUAGAAUACCGACAGCUAUUUCAGGCAAAUUCAUGCAUCGAAUAUUUCGAAAAAGAGCUGUUUCAUCGUUCUCUGACCAACGAUGAAUAUACAGAACAGGAAGAUUUAAUGUUUCUACCUUAUCGUGGCAUUCUUUCUAUUUCUUCGAAAAACGUUUGGGAAAGUUUGAAACAGCAAAAUAUAAACCCGAGCUAUGAACAAUUAGAAGAAGUACUAAGAAAACGGGCCGAGCUAAUCGAUCAAUAUGAAAUCAUGCAUUUGAUUACUCCGUCGAUAAAAGUUAUCGAAGACCAACUCGGUCGUCCGCUAACUCUUGAUGAAAAGAAACGUUUAGUCCAUAAUGAUUAUUCAAUUAUCCAGAAGAUAAGAGAAUUCCAAAGUUCGAUCGAAGAAUCUUCUCCGAUAACUACGCCAGUUCUUUACCUGGCACAGAAUACACAGAAAACAAGUUUCGUUGAAAAUCUUGAACGACUACAAACAGAUCUGGCUCACUCAUUAACAAAAGAAGAGAUAGAAAUGCUUGUAAAUGGCGAUGUUGUUGAACUGGAAAAGAAACUUGAAAAAUCAAUACCAAGAGAAACAAUAAAAUCAUUGUAUGACGAUCGAUUUGUCACUCUUACUAGCGAAUUGCAACGACACUUAACAGAAAACGAAAUUCGUGAUAUCCUCAUUGGUCAUUUCAGUGAUAUUGAGCAAGAACUCGGCAGACAACUGACUCCUGCUGAGCGACAGGCAUAUAAAGCAUCUGGGCCACCACGAUCUACUCUUACUGAUGGCCAGUUGACCCAUGCAGCAACUGAUGAUUUCGAGAAUAAUCUAACACCAACACAAGAUCAGGAAAAUGAACUGAGGAAGAAUCUGGUGUUGAAUUCAAAAGGAAGCGAUCGACUACAUACAUUGGACUCUGAAGAUAAUUUUUCAAUUUUUGGUUUCAUAUCAACACAGCCUACUACAUAUUCUUCGACUGAAAUCGAAUCUAACUUAACAUUUGAAGAAUUAACUAAACGAGCAGGUGAUCGUUAUGGUGAACUCACUGCAAUUCUUCAACGAUCUUUAACACAAGAAGAAUUGAACGACCUCUUGUUCGGAAAAUAUGGCCGGAUCAGCGAAACAAUCAACAACAUAUUAGAUAAGCAAAAAGAGGAAGAAUUGAGACAACUAUCAAUCAAACGUUUACAAUUCUUUGAACAUAUUCUUCAUCGCCAACUAUCUCGUGACGAAUUGCUUCGCUUUGCUGAAGAUCGUUUUCAAUUAGUGUUAAGAUUAUUCACUGGCCGUAUUGAAUCAGAACAUAUUCGAGAUUUAGCUUCUGGUCAUUAUGAUAAAAUUGAGCCAAUUCUCGAACAUUCUCUGACAUUGGAAGAAAAGUAUCAUCUGCAAAGGAAUAUCUUACAGGCUCAUGUGAAAUACGCUAAUGUUCUCGAUGAGCUUGAAUAUAUCCUCCAACGGAAAUUAAAUGAGCAAGAGUUAAUCACGUUACUUGAUGCUCAAUAUAAAACAAUCGAAAAGAGAUUCGAUACGUUAUUAACAGACGAACAAAUGCGAAAUAUUUUAUCUGGCGAAUAUGAUAGUUCACUAGCAGAAUUCGAAGAUGUUUUAAAGCGUUGGAGAAUACAAUAUGAUGAUAAUUAUAAACGAACACGAAGGAUUACUGCUCGAUUGAUUGAACAAUUGGAUCAGCGUCGAUUAGAUGCAUCUAAGCCAGUCACAUCCACGCAACAAAAAGUACUAGAUAUUGAAAACAUAGAUCAAACAUCUGCUGAUUUGCCAAAAAAUCGAGAGAAAUCAUUAUCACAGUCAGAUAUUUCUGUGGAUCAAAUUGAACGAGAGAAAGCAUUUGAAACACCAGUACGUGUUGUUGAACAUGUCGCUGAUAAAGAGCAUAUCGAAGAUAUAUCGACAAUCACCGAUGCAAUCAACAAAUUUCGCGAACGAUCUGCAAAGAAAGAUGAAAAAUUCAUCAACAAUCAAACAACACUAGCUUGGCUAUCCGAUUUGACGAAUGAACUAGCAUCUCUACAGCAGCCAGUAAUGAAAUCAAAUGAUAACAAAUUAAGCAUCGCUCAACAACGCACAGUACAUUCUCAUACUGAUGAAGAUCUUUACUUAGGUUGGACAUUAUUCAAAAGUGCAUCUUAUCCCGAGUUAGGACUACGAGAAGAAAGACCGUUGAUGAUUAAUGUAAAGCACAAAGCACAAACAUAUGUGGUUGGCAUUCCUGAACAAUACGCCGAUGAUCAAUCACAAAUCAUAGCAAAUCGAAUCUAUCGAGGUGAGUCAAUUUUCGAUCGAUUACCUACUCCUCGUAUAAUCAAAACGAUGGGCGAAUUCGUUUCUCAGUUGUUUCACAUACCAAUAAUUAACGAUGCUACUCAUUUUAUCGUUCCAUCGCGUGCUUACGAAGAUAUAAUAGAACCACUGAUUACCUACGAGUCGGAAAUUGUUAAUAUGGAAAAUGAUCAAACACAGAUGUGUGAUUCGCCCGAAACACUCGAAUGGUAUGAAGAAUGUAUUCAAAGAAAUGUUCAAGUACAUGCCCAAAUCCCAAGUGGUUAUCAACCAUCGAUUGUUUAUUGUCACACGGGUCGUCGAAUAGUUCUAACACCAGCGAAACGUGCUGAAUAUCGAAAUAUGUCAUUUGCUGAUCAAUCGGAAUCGAUAGUUCCGGAUGCGGAUCAGGCGACGUUUGAACAUGAUUUUCUCGAACCAUUCGAUCAACCUACAUUUGAUAAUCAAUCAGCAGACUCCUCAUCAACUACACAAACAGUUACUGAACUAAUCAUGAAUACGAUGGCAAGUUCACAGAAGACGAACUUACUCGAAGCAUUAGAUGAGUUGUUUUCUCAAGAAAAUCUCGACAAACAUCCAAUGAGUAAGACUCAUUGGCAAGAGAUCUUUCUCAUCGUACUCAACUCUUAUUUACAUUCGAACUUAUCGAAUCGAAAGGACAUUUUCAAACGGCUGAGUGACAAACUACAUGAGUUACGACGAAAAGAGCGUCAACGCUCGUCUGGAUUAUAUCCCAGUAUUUCGAUUGCAUCACCAUCAGCAGUACCGACAACAACCGAACUAAAUGAUACUGAUAUGGAGGAACAUGAGCAACAGAGUUUUCAUUUCGGUUUACGUUCAUCAUUCAAUAGUAUGCACAGUAACCAUAGUCCAAAUGACUCGGAGGUAAGCGGUACACCAAUAACAUCCGAACAACCAAGUGUGACAAGUCAUGAUACUCUUCCUCUGCUAUCCAAUCAUGCAUCUUCAAUACGGUCAUUCUCACAAAAUCAAUCCACUGGAGUCCUUUUGCAUAAAAUAAGUGUUCAUUGUCAAACAAGCUCAACUAGGAUCUCAUCCAAAUCGGUUAGACACUUAACUAAUUCACUAGUUGAUGAUAAACAACCACGUCCGGUUGAACGUCGCCGGUACAAAAUUACCGUCGUUCACACUGACGAAUCGAUAUCGUCGUCGGCAAAUCAACCUAAGCCGGUGGCGAAACCUAUCAAAUUACCUCCAAUAUCACCUAAAAACAAAUCUUCUGACAAAAAACGAGCAAGAUCAAUUUUCUUCAACACAUCUCACCGACAAUCACUACCAUUAGUAUCAAUUCCGAAACAAACUCGAACAAAUUCUAGCAUUGAAAAAGAGUUUAUAUCGCGAUUUGUUUGA